CUUGGGAGUUAGCCUUGGAGUAACCCCAAGGAGAUGGGAAGCUCCUCGCAGGCUCCCUGUAUUCUUUUUCUCUAAAUUAACCAAGGAGCAUUUACUGAGCCACUACUCUGUGCCAGGACCCACAUUCAAAGCAUGAUACAAAUCUUACUCCCAAUUUGCUUAUGUGUGCAAACUUGCUAGUGUGUAUAAAACUGUAUUAUUAUGAAUAUUCAUUAUUAAUAAUACCAGAGUCCCUAGCAUAGGAUGUGGGAAUACAGAAGGCUCAGGACACAAGCAUAGAGUGCUGAGCUUGGAAUCAGGAAGACUUGAAUUCAACUCCAGCCUCAAACACUGGGCAAGUCACUUCACCUCUUAUUACCUCAGUUUCCUCAUCUGUAAAAUGAAGAUAAUAAUAGCACCUACCUCCUAGGUUGUUGUGAGGAUCAAAUGAGAUAAUAAAUGUAAAGAACUUAACAUAGUAGGGGCUAAAUAAAUGUUAGCCAUUAUUUUUAUCGUUGUUAGCAAAAAUAUCGGAAGAUGAAGCCAUAAGAUCAAUAAAUUAUUGUGUAAGACAGGGAAAAAAUAAAAUGAAGACUUUCUCCUCUAGUUUCAACAUCACCAGCCUAUCAGCAUAUCGUGGUCCGAUGGAAGGAGCACUGGUUCUGGACUGAGGGGACCUGUGUUCAAAUCCCACCUCUCAGUUUGCCUCACUGGGAACACAUUGGUAGAUUGAUUUUGACAAUUUUCUUGACCUUCCUAGACCUGAGUUUCUUCAUUUGCAAAGUAAAGGAUGGAGAGAAAAAGGAGGAGAGGGAAGAGCUUGGGACUUGAUCAUCUCUAGCUUUAAGUCUGCCCUUCUUUCUUGGGACAGAAGCUAUACACUGGAGCUAUGAGAAAUCAAGAGGAAUGAAAAGAGAGUAGCCUGAGAGCACAGAAGCUGGGGGGAAGGCAGAGAAAGGAGAGGCGGAAGACAGACUUGCCAGAGUGUCCCAGGGGCCUUUGGGGGACACAAUCUCUCAGUCCAACCCUUGGGGCUUGGCCAGGGGGAGAAGGAGAUACUUGUCUUGCUGCCUUUCUCUCUUCAGGCUCCACUGCUUCCUGUCCCAUCAGAGAAGAUGAUCCCCAAGGUGGCCAUUUGCAGCCUACUUCUCUUCAGUGUGCUCUGGAUGGAUGUGGCUUUGGCAGGCUCCAGUUUCCUAAGCCCUGAGCACCCAAAGACCCAGCGGAAGGAAACCAAAAAGCCAUCUGUCAAGCUUCAACCCCGGGGUGUGGAAGAACCUUUUGGCCAGCCUGAAGGAGUAGAUAAAGGUCUGGAAAUCCAGUUCAACGCUCCCUUUGACAUUGGGAUUAAAGUGGCUGAGGCUCAGUAUCAGCAAUAUGGUCAUGCCCUGGAAAAGGUCCUACAGGAGAUCCUUUUGGAAGAGAACCAAGGACCUACAGGGGGGAAAUGACACUCUGGAGAGAUGACCGCACACAUUUUUCUAAGCAACAUGCAUCAUUUCUAGUCUUGCUUUCAGAUUAGCUUCCCUGACAACUUCCUCUAUUUGUGAAUUAUAUGCCAGGGAAUGAAAUAAAAAUUCCCAUUGCAGACCAA
Molecule: messenger RNA, 1573 nt
Organism: Monodelphis domestica (gray short-tailed opossum)
Lineage: Eukaryota; Metazoa; Chordata; Mammalia; Didelphimorphia; Didelphidae
Gene: GHRL
Product: ghrelin and obestatin prepropeptide
Biological process (GO): negative regulation of inflammatory response; positive regulation of growth hormone secretion; regulation of response to food
Cellular component (GO): extracellular region
Molecular function (GO): growth hormone-releasing hormone activity; ghrelin receptor binding
Source: RefSeq, a predicted model, not a curated record